Molecule: messenger RNA, 1513 nt
Organism: Bactrocera tryoni
Lineage: Eukaryota; Metazoa; Arthropoda; Insecta; Diptera; Tephritidae
Exons: 6
Coding region: 446-1312 (288 amino acids)
Biological process (GO): positive regulation of DNA-templated transcription
Cellular component (GO): nuclear body
Source: RefSeq, a predicted model, not a curated record
UUCCGUAUCUACAAUUAUCAGUAAAGAAAUUCCAAUUGUGUAUUUCGUUAUUUGAUGAGUAUUGUAACUAAAAAUGUUAAUGAUGGUCUUGUUGUUUCGCUUUUUCCUAAUGUUUCGCAGUUUGCGCUAGCGCAGAGAGUGAGAAAACGAUAAUUACGUUGCAAAGCAGCGAGCGCGAGAGAAAUUGAAGAUUAUGUUUGUAUUUUCUGUCCAUUAUAACGCCAGUGUAUUUAUCAGCGACUUAAUUUAGCGAUUAGAAAAAUUGUGAUGUGUAUGAAACCGGUAGGAAAAUAGUAAAAACUUAAAGUUGAGUUUACAAAAUGUUGUGAAAUUUUGAUUCCAAUGCACACAUUUCAGAUAUUUCUGAUAUUAAAAUUUGAAUAAAUAAGCCGCUUAGCGGAGGUUCUUUAAGAAUACCAUUUGCUCUUUUCGAGACCCAUGUGAAAUGCCUUAUGAAAAAUUCAACAAAAAGCGCCGACAAUGGGAGGAUAAUGGAGUUUUAGAAUUAAUUAAAUUGUGGAAAGUUUGCGCCUAUGAGUUGCGCACGAUAAAACGCAAUGGCCAUUUGUAUGUGGCUAUGGCAAAACAGUUAACCGCUUUGGGUGUACCUGUAUCAGCACUAGAAGUACAUUUUAAAGUAAACAAUUUGACUCAACGUUACCGGCAAGAGCAGAAAACCUUUGAAACAACUGGUAUUAUAAGCACGUGGAAAUUCUAUUCGCAAGUGGAUGAUGUUUUCAAAAGUCUGGCCGGACAAGCAGGUGACAAACGCAUUAUGACACCGGCAUCUAACCCGAGCACUUUACCUUCGGCUUCAGAGUCUCCCGUUUGGAAGAAUCAAAUGUCUCAACAAGAGUUCAAUAGUAAUAAUUCCGAAGGAUUUUAUAAAUCUGAAUAUGGAAUGCACAGACAUUUUAUGGAUCACACUCAACCUCCACCCAAUCAAAACAACGAUGUCAACUUUAUGGCUACCACCGCAGCAGCUGCAGCUGUUGCCGCCGCUUCAGCGCAACUUAACACAGCACCUAAUAACAACACAAACACCAACGGAGUUCUGCCAAAUUACAAUAACAAAAUGAAAAAACCUUCCGAGGAUUAUGAUAAAUUCGUAGAUAUUGUCAAAAAUAUUGUCGACAAUCACAAGGCUACUCCGGACAAAGUGGAUACUUUCGGCGAUUUCAUUAAGUCGUAUAUGAGACGCUGGCCCGAUCGCCUACAGGAUGAAGCCAUAAAUCACAUAACAAACUAUGUCAUUGUUAAAAAUAUGGAAAAUUCGAUGAAUAAUGGGGAUGGUGUGAAUAAUAGACAAUAAUAGAAGGGUAGCAAUAAGGAUGGGUUACAUAGUAUAUUGGUACGCAAGAAAUUUGCAUGUGUGUAGUAGCCUUCAGUACGGGUUUAAGUACAAGAAGAACGUUACUUAAUAUAAAGUAAAUCAAAAUUCUCUCUUUUGGAUUUCUAAGCAUAAGUUAUGUGUAUUCUUUUAAGGAUAGGAAAAUAUACAUACAUAAAUAAA